AAACGUUUCUUUUUUUUUUUUUCUUUCGUUUCCUUUAUCAUAAUUUGAAACCAAAAAAUAUUUAUGUCACUUUCCUUUUAGAAAGAAGAUGAUUAGCAUUAACCACAACCGUCAAGAAAUAUGACUAAGGAUGUUUUCCCCAAUGACGAUGAACAAGUACUAAGAAUAUUUAUUGUUAGACAUGGUCAAACUGAUCAUAACUUAAAGAAGAUCUUACAAGGACAUUUAGAUAUUGAUAUCAAUCAAACAGGCGAAGAACAAGCUGAAAAAGUUGGAGAGUUGUUUUCUGAAUUUGAUAUUGAUGAAAUGGUCUCAUCAGAUUUGAUAAGGUGUCGUAAUACUAUUUCAAAAAUCAUCAAAUAUCAAUCAGUUCGUGAUCCUACUGCACCUUUAAAAGUUACUCCGAAUCUUAGAGAGAGAAAUAUGGGUAUAGUUCAAGGUAUGCACAUUUCCGAAGCUUUAUCUAAAUAUGGACAUGAUUUUAAAAACUUGGGAGAAACUAAAGAUGAAUUGAUUACCAGAGUUGAAAAUGAAUGGAAUAAUAUCAUUUCAAGAAAUGAAAAUCAUAAAAAUGUGAUAAUAUGUACUCAUGGUGGUGUUAUCACUGGAUUUGUAAAUCAUUUAUAUUCUUAUAGAAAUUACAAAUUGAAUGUAAAUUUACAUCCUCAUGAUUUAAAAGUACCCUUUAACACAUCAGUUUCAACUAUUGAUAUUAAUAAGACUAAUGGUGAAGGUAUCAUUCAAACAUUUGGAAAUACAAAUCAUUUAGGUGGACAAUUUGAAGUUAAAGAUCAAUUAUUAAGAUAGAGACGUUAUAGAUAUUUAGAUUAUACAUAUGAAAUAUAAAUGAUUUAAAAUUAUUAUGAAUUUAUUAAUUAGUUUAUAAAAGAGUAAUGUA
Molecule: messenger RNA, 898 nt
Organism: Scheffersomyces coipomensis
Lineage: Eukaryota; Fungi; Ascomycota; Pichiomycetes; Serinales; Debaryomycetaceae
Product: phosphoglycerate mutase
Exons: 1
Coding region: 121-807 (228 amino acids)
Biological process (GO): regulation of pentose-phosphate shunt; negative regulation of glycolytic process
Cellular component (GO): cytosol
Molecular function (GO): fructose-2,6-bisphosphate 2-phosphatase activity
Source: RefSeq, a predicted model, not a curated record